Molecule: messenger RNA, 7317 nt
Organism: Nilaparvata lugens (brown planthopper)
Lineage: Eukaryota; Metazoa; Arthropoda; Insecta; Hemiptera; Delphacidae
Product: SPRY domain-containing SOCS box protein 3
Exons: 6
Coding region: 113-1090 (325 amino acids)
Biological process (GO): proteasome-mediated ubiquitin-dependent protein catabolic process
Cellular component (GO): SCF ubiquitin ligase complex
Molecular function (GO): protein binding
Source: RefSeq, a predicted model, not a curated record
UAGAUCUUGGUUUGUGUCGAACUCUCGAUUGUGUUUUUGUGUUUUAUCUUGUUUGGGACAGAAAGUGAAGUCGGACGGUGAAUUUAUUAUUUUAUUUCAACGAUUGAUUUCAAUGGUGGACAUUUCUAAGUUUGUUUACUCCGAAUUGUUAGACACUGAAAAGUUCUACGGUAAUCCGUUUUGCAAGUGCGAUAAGAAAAUGGCUUGUACCUGUAAUGGCAAGGAGAUAACUUGUUACGACUGGUGUUGGGACGCGGAAUCAGCGACUGCAUCAACAGUGCUGCGUCGAAACAACCUGGAGGUGCACUUCCACCCGUCUUACAGCUCGGGCACGGCCGCAGUGCGGGGCAAUCGCCCGCUGCAGCAAGGCAAUGUCUACUACUGGGAGAUCAAGAUGCUGACGCCCUUGUAUGGCACUGAUGUGAUGGUUGGAGUUGGCACCAAGAAGGUGCAAUUGGAUAAGUACGCUCAUCAAUUCUGCAGCCUCAUGGGAUCUGAUGCCGAAUCUUGGGGUUUCUCUUAUACUGGAAGCCUGCAUCAUAAUGGAAGGGUUGAGUCGUAUGGGCCUCCCUUUGGAAAAGGCAGCACUAUUGGUAUCUACCUGGACAUGUGGGAAGAUACUUUGGAAUUCUUCCUGGACAGGCGACCGCUGGGGAUUGCAUUCCAGUCACUACGCGCGUGCGAACUGUACCCGAUAGUGUGUUCGACAGCUGCGCAGAGUGCAAUGCGCAUCACGUGUUGCAUUUCGCAGCCGGUCAGCCUCAAAUUGCUGAGUCUGCGCGCUCUGAGCACCUACGAGGAGAGCUUUCGGUACCUGCUCGACGUGCCUGGCCUGAGGAAGUAUAUUGCUGACUCUUGGUGGAUGCCUGUCGUAACUCGCAGCCAGAAGAUCUCAGACGAGGUGGCUCGCGAGGACUAUCUGCGCGCUAAAAAGAAACUGAAGGACGAUGUGGAUGGGGCAGGUGGAAGCUCUACAGCUGCAGGAGCUGACUGCGGUCUACCGCCUGCGGCUUCUUGCGGAAGGUUCGUCGUUAAGCGCAAGUCGCGCCCCCAGGAGCCUCCGUCGCUGCCCUUCACCUGUUCCCUGUGACUACUGGCCGAGCCUUGGUCCUCGCAUCUCAUUGGCUCACCUCGCGCAUGCGCAUCACUCACCUUCCCCCACCACCACUACCGUCACCACCCCUCCUCCUCCCUACUCGAUGUGUUCCUGCCCCCCAGCCAUAGUUGUAGUUGUGUUGUCGUUGUCGUAAUCACUUGGUGUUGUAUUUAUCUUACUUUUUUCAUCGUUCUAACCUCAAUUCUCAGACACUUGUCUGCUAUUAAUCACUAUUCUGAUAGCACUACUAGUAGUUGUAGUAGUAUCGUCUUGCAACGCUCCCUAGUGUCGUUAUAGGAGUUCAUUACACUCAGAUAAUUUUUUUGCCGUUAUUUUUAUUGUAUUAUUAUGAUUAUUGUAAUCAUUAUUAUUAUCAAAUGGUGGCGAGCGCCGAAAUGAUAAAGGUAUAAUCUGUUUUGUACUCCCAACUCUGGAUUUAGAUAUAGGAGCCUGCUCUAUAGACAUUUAUAAAACUUGUAAACGGGGACAGCUCACAGCUCACUAUAAGCUGUGUUCAAAUAAUUAGUGUUAUUCAAUUUCAUUAGUGAAAUUAUUAGUCUAAAUAAAAUGAGUUGAGACUUGAGCUUCCAGCCGAUCAAAUAUUGACAUUAUUUAAUAUUUGACUAAAUACAGAGUGUAUUUAAACGUUUAUUUAACCAAUGAGUUUAUCAAACCUGAACUUUAUUUCUGGUAGUGACUUUUGGGCCACUCUGUAUAUUCAAUGUGGCUAAAAUGCUGGUGUUAGCCAAUGCAGUAUUGCCAAAUACAAUACAUUCAGCCAUGAAGGUUUGGAUGAAAAAGUCUCAAUUUCACACAAUCUGGCAACGCCGCUUGAAUUUUGGUUCUCUGAAAACUCAAUAUCAAACAGAUUUUAUUCAGAGAAUAGGCAAGCAUAGCAUGGCAUGUCAAGUGUGUGGGAUCUCGAAGUCAGCUGUUCCUUAUCAAAACAUUCCAACAUUUUCAUUAAUGGUUGAGUUCAAAGCCACUGAUCGGUGAGUGAACGUGGUUCUGAACAAACCACUGUUUUGUCGUUGAACGAUGCAUAGACUCACAUGCAGCGCUAGAUUAUUUGGAAUUGGAAUCGGCCAUUAAGGGGACAGCCUGGAAGAUUAUUACAUACUAAAGAUCUUGAAGAUUUUUGUGAUCUAUAAUAUUACAAAAAAUAUAUAUUAUAUAAUAUCAGGCGCUAAAAUACCUCAAUGGAACCUUUAAUUUCAAGUAAGAGCUAGCAUUGGGAAGGCAUAGGUAUUGUGAGUUUAUACCUCUUCAAGGUCUUUGGUCUAACUGAUAAGAAAAAAAAUACGUCAUAUCCGGUUCGUUCACUGAUCAGUUAAUCGUACUUUUCCACCGAUGGAAAAGAACGUAAAUAGAGUAGCUGAACGUAAACAGACAUGGCAAAGCAUUUAAAACUACUCCAAUUACCUGAUGGUUUUCCAUUUUAAUUGAUUACAAUGAAAUAGGUUAAGUUCUAGUUUUGUUUACAAAAUAUGAUCAACAGGGGAACAUCAUCUGUCAGUUAUGACUCAUGAGCAACCGUUCAGCCACAGAAUACACACAAAAUGGAAGGUAUCAAUCUAACCAAGAUUUGAGUGCACCAAGACCACGGCACCUGACUGCAUCAUCUUGUUAGAAAUCAAAACUGCUGCUGUAUUACAAUGCUACACUUUCUUUCGAGAUGGCGGAUUAUGGCGUCAAGAUACUAGCCGACUUUUCAUUCUGUGGUUCAUCUGUGAUCACUAAUCUGUGAUCAGGUUUUUUACUGAACGUAAAAAAAAUCCCGAUGGAAUUGAUCAGUGGCUUUGAACUCAACCAUUCAAUAACCGGCCUUGGGCCGGUUGCAGACCAACUAUCGCAUGUUUAGAUGUGGCAGCGAUUAUUUUGCUUCUGUAGUACCACAAACGCAGCGCAUGUACGGAAUGCAUUGGCAGGCAUGGCAGCCUCCACCAGGAUGAUUAACCUUGGAUGACUUCAAAUUGUUGUGAAACUCGUGAUUUCUUGAUCGAAUCUAGGAUGAAGUUCAUAGAAAAACUUUUGAAUUGUAUGCAAUUUCAAGAAAAUGGUUUGGCUUAUUCUCAGCGCAAUGUUCUUACUAGUCAUAAACCAAAUUAUGAAAAUUCGUUUAAAUAUUUUAAUAUACUCUACCAUAUGAAGAAAAUAAGAACAUAGUUCUUAUAUUUAAAAAAAUAAUAGAAAGGAAAAUAAAAAUCUCAGUACCCUUUUUGAAUAAUUUAAUCACAACAUGUUUCGGACAUUGAUGCCAUUUUCAAGUGAUAUUUUCACUUACAUUUUCUUAUAUUUAUUUCAUGAUCAAAAAAGAGUUUGGGGUACUCAACAGAUUUUGACCUUUAUCGUAUUUACUCUGAGAGUUGGCUUUUAUUCAAAAUGUGUUUUUAUUAGUCUGAUAGAAAUUUACUUAUUAACUUGUUCAAAGAGUAUUUUAUCAAAGCUUGUUUAUUCUGAGAGCAUAUUAAAUAAUAGACUCAUAUUUUAUUAAUGGAAUUGAGGAUCAUCAAAAGAUUAUCCAUUAAGAAAGAGAUUGUAAUCUCUCUUGAAGUGUACCAAAGUCGUUCUUAUUUUGGUAUUCAAUUAAUUUCGAUUAAAAUUUAUUCAAAUUGAAUUUUGUGAUGCCACCACUUAGAAUUUCGAUGUAAUAUAAUAGUUUUUUUUUAUUAAAGUCAUUAUUAUUGGUAAGGAUAAUGUUUCUAGAAAAGUGUGUAGAUAGCUGUUAUCCAAUCAACUGUUGAUUUUUGGAAAUUUUCCUAAUUUGAAAAACUUGACAAAAUGUUAUCAACUUAAUCAGCAGUUGAUACAGAUUGAAACAGUUAUGCUUUUAAUGGCUUUUUUCAAUAUUGGCGAUUUCAAAAAAUAAAGCUCACUCUCACAGUAGAUGAACUUGGUGCUUGUUACUGUAUGUGUUGUGAUAUAAGGCUUUAUGACCGGGUUUUGGUGGUUUGAAAAGGUUUUUAGAUUUGAUGUUACGUGUUUGGUUCUUGAUGUUGCUUGAAGGGUAACUAUACUUAUGGUUUAACCACUGGAGUUUCCUUGAAUUUUCUGAAGUAAAUCUCGUUGUUAUUUCCUCUAUAACUCCAGACUGCUUUGUAGUGAGAAGCUUGUGAUUUGAUGUAAUCUUAUUUGAAAUUAAAUCAUGAUAAUCAUCAUUCGAGACUUUGUAUUUAAUUUUUUUCAGAUUCACAUCCAUAUGACAUCAGUCCAAUUAUUUUUAUAUAUUUUAUUUUUUCUGUUGUCUGAUUCAUGAAACUUUAUUUUUCUUUGAAUAAUAAAUUCAAUUAUUUUUAGUCUAGGAGUACUAUAAGAAGAAAUUUGUUUAAAAAUUGAAUAAAUAACCGAUUUCAGAUAUCCAAACAUAUUCCGUACCAGAUCAAUUUCACCAGAGCUUGGUCAUAAGAGUCAUUUAGUCUUAUAGUUUAACUGUUAAAAGUCUGAUCUAUUAUUAUUAUUAUUUGUUAUAUUCAUUUUAAUAUUAAUUGACCAUUACUAUGUAUGUGUAUUUUGAAAGUAAGUACUCUGCUAUUGAAUGUACAAAUUAUCGUUGAAAUAAUUUUCUAAGCUUCAUUGGAAACCAGAAUCAAUUCUUAAAAGCAUUUAAGAAAAACAAUUGUUAUGAUUACCAUGUAUUGUAGACAUCUCAUGUCGAAUUUAAGACACUUUUCUAUACAUCUAUAUGAUCUGUUUUGAUUUAUAAAUAUUUGCGAUAAAUUAAAGCCAUUUUUGAAUAAUACUCUUUGGAGAGUGAAGACUUGUAAAAUGAGAUUCAGUUUCCGUUUAGUGUGGGGGCACUUCAGUCAGUCAGCUCCUGUUCUGCAGCAUUUGUUUGUUGAAUAGGUCCCAUCUUCUUGCUGAAUGUUUUAUUGGAGCCUUGGUUUUUAGCAACUUCAAUUAAUCAAAGCUUCUUAUACCUUACUUAAAAAUUUGAAAUGGCCUACUAAAUUGUUAAAAUCACUGACUCAAUUUUACUGAAAAUGUAAUUUGAAAUCCGGAAUCACUGACUUUAUUGUAAUGAAAAUGUAAUUUGAAAUCCAGAAACAGAAUUUCCAUUCGUCAAUAUUUAAUUUCUUCAACUGUACUAUCCAUGGAUUACUUAUUUUCGUAAAACAAAAUCAAUACAAUCCUAAUGAAAGAUUUAUUUUACUUCUCCAUUUCCCUAAUACUUGAUCAAUAAUUCUGAUUAGACAGAAUGCGAAUUCAAACCAUAGAUACGAAAAAUGGAUGAAUGAGCUUUGCUAUAUUUACUCAUUACCUGAGUAUACAUUAACUAAUUAUAAUUACAAUAAAUACAAUUGAAUUUUUUAAUUGAGUUUGAUGAAAUUGGUUUUUAUCUUUAUUGAGUGAUUACAAAUUUACAAACCAUUGAUUUUCAACAAAAUUCAAACAAGAAAUGUUUUAGUGAAGUGUAAUUUAUAUGGCUACAGUUCUUCCCUUUCUACUAUACCUAUAUCCAACUAUAUAAUUAUGUCUAUUACAAAGUACUAGAAUUACCAACAAUUUUGUAAUAUUCAAGGAAAUCUAAAACUUGGUUGACAGAAAACUUUUAUUUUACAUGAAAACUUUGGAAUUGCUGUUCUGAAGUGUUCAAUCUGAUCUCAAUUCUGGUAAUUGAUGAGUAAACCAUUAUUAUCUGAGUGUAUUGAACAACUGUGAUACUAUUUAAUCCAUCUAGGAGUGUCAUGACUGCUUUGUUUAAUUUUUGCAAUUAUGUAUUCAUGAGUAUAUAUUUUUAUUAUUUAACAUUAACCUUCUUUAAUUAUAGUUCUAGUUCUAACAAGAUCCUGAUCUAUUCAAGAAAUUUGUUAUUUUAUUUUGAGUUUUAUUUUAUAGUUUAGUGUGUAUGAUCGAUGAUCAUUUUGUAUGUUUGUAUUAUUUUAUUUCAAGUCGACUGCUGGAGCCUAGUUUAGUAUACUUGUCUGUUUAUAAUUUAUGCGGAAGCUAAUCAAUAUUUCUUCACUCGUAGUAAGUAAAUAAUUAUGAUGUUUACCUCUUUUUUAUAAAUAUGAUUGCAAUAUAUUAAUUGGUGUUAAUUGAUAUCACAUCAUUGGUUUAUCAUUUACUUUGGAACGUGGGAUUUUUGUACGUGUUUGACAUCAUCAAUUAUAUAUUAUCACAAUAUUAUUGCACCAAUGAAUUUGAAUGUCGUAUUCAUACAACUUGUAAAAUAUCAAUUACCAUUUAAACAACGCAUUUUGAUUUGUAAAAUAUUAAUUACAAUUUCAAACUUGUCAAAUUUAAAUUACUCUUGAGCUGGGUAUUCUUGAUAGAGGAUACUCUUAUAUUAUUCAACUAUUCAAAGACAAUAAAAUGUUCAAUAAUUUAAAAUUAUUUUUAGAUAUACCUAUCCAAACAACUGUAGCUGAGCAAUAAACUAUAACUCUAUUUGCUCUAUAUAUAGCUGCAAUCCAUUUAAUGCUGCUUUAGCACUUUCCAAUCAAUUUCAGUUCUGCUGACAGAAACCAUGCUAACACUACACUGAGCUCCACUUAUUUAUAUAAAACAGUUUUCAAAAUACAAGGGUACUUUGGAAUUAUUUUUUAUCUUAUUAUAAAUUAUUCAUAUAUUAUUCGGAUAUCACUCAUAUAUUAACUGUCUCUUGAUUUUUAUACUCUCAAAUUGUUUGCAAUUUGCUCAUGCUUACGUAUCACCUCUCAUUAAGAAUGGCAUUGUACUUAAUAAUGUAUUCAUUCAAGUUAAUGGUGAAAUUCUAAUAAUAGUUUUCUGAAAUUGAUAUUUUAAAGUUGUUUGCACUGCAUCAUAAUUCAUUCAUUAAUCUAUACGAUGAUGUAUCAUAAAUCACAAUCAAAACUAAUUCCAAUAUCUUCGCUGGUUCCGACUUCAGUUUUUUUUUGUAAUGUUUGAAUGCUUUAAGCUAUAUAAUGAAAUAUCCGGUUGUUAGGAAAUUAGGUAUUGUAUUCGGUUAUGGAAUUGUUGGAUAUUUCUCUAAUGUUAAAUACUUUCCGUAAAAUUUCCUGUCUCAUAUUAUUGUAAUUAUUGCAAGUUUAUUGAUACGCCUGUUUUGGUACCGGCCGCGUAGGUCUAUAUGUUUGUAAUAUUGUCUUGUAACCUCCCUAAAUGUAACCUCCCCCCUCCAAACUCCACCCAUUGUCAAACUAAACCAUAUUUAAAAUAUUGUCUGUCCAGAGAAAAAUUGUGUUUUGCUAGAUAAGCAUUACUAACAUAACGUUCAGAGAAUAUAAAAUUUAUUGAUGUGA